ACUGAUGGGUGACACUGAAAGGCAGCUCAGAUGGGCAAUGAUAUGUGGCAUUGAUGUGGCACUGAUGGGCACUGAAAUGUGGCACUGAUGGGCACUGGCAGGUGGCAUGGAUGAGCACUGAGAGCUGGAACUGAUGGACACUGACAGGUGGCGCUGCUGGGGCUACACAGAUCAUCAGGGCACACUGAUCAUCAGUGCUCUGAUGAUCUGUGUACAUGUCCCCUCCGAGGAAUCUCGUGGGGAGAGAAAUGCAGAUAACCAGCAUUUCCCUGUCUACAUGUGAUCAGCUGUGAUUGGACACAGCUGAUCACAUGACCGAGCCGACAUCUUCAGC
Messenger RNA from Staurois parvus, 334 nucleotides. Lineage: Eukaryota; Metazoa; Chordata; Amphibia; Anura; Ranidae. The record is from the annotation of a GenBank genome assembly.